Messenger RNA from Acytostelium subglobosum LB1, 558 nucleotides. RefSeq lists its product as hypothetical. The coding region runs from base 1 to 558 and encodes 185 amino acids. The record is from RefSeq and is a predicted model, not a curated record. NCBI's taxonomy places the organism in Eukaryota, Evosea, Eumycetozoa, Acytosteliales, Acytosteliaceae. The transcript has a single exon.
AUGAUUAGAAUCCACAUCGAUAAAACAUCAAACACGCCUGCCGAUAUGAAGCGACGUGAACAGUUCAUCAGGAUGGUCAUGCGAGACAUACCCAAUGUGGUCACAUACAACUUUGUCAGCGAUGAUUGGAGUGUCCACGUUCGACGACCUUCGAGUGAUCCAUGGAAUGCGAUCGUAGUCGAGCGCACAUUGCCAUUUGACAAACAAACGAUACAAUUCAUCAAGCUUGAUCAGUCUGGUCCGUUGGCGGCACGUUUGGUGGACGAUAAAAAACGAUUGAUCGAUGAGGCGGAACAUCACAAGCUUCAAGUGGCAGAGUUAAACAAACAGAUUGUUCAUUGGAGAUCAGAGUGUGAGCGACUCACGACUCGUGUGGCAGAGUUGGAGAAUAUUGUAGUUCCAGCGGUACCCUCUGAUUCAAUGGAUCAAACAAUGAACGAUGUAGUCACAAGGACAGCAUCAUCAACAACAACAUCAUCCACUCAAGGAAUCAUUCCAGAGCCCAAGGUGUACACAUCACUAUCAAACAACAAACGAAGCAGAAAGAAGUAUGAGUGA